This is a messenger RNA of Tarenaya hassleriana, 1716 nucleotides long. Its product is annotated as probable glucuronosyltransferase Os03g0107900. The coding region runs from base 21 to 1559 and encodes 512 amino acids. The record is from RefSeq and is a predicted model, not a curated record. Lineage: Eukaryota; Viridiplantae; Streptophyta; Magnoliopsida; Brassicales; Cleomaceae. Gene Ontology annotation, molecular function: glycosyltransferase activity. The transcript is spliced from 9 exons.
AAACAAUCACGAAAAAGCCUAUGCUAAAUCCUCCCUCUCGCCGACCCGCAAUCUCCUCUCUCCUCUCUCUCGAUGUCGAUGAUUCGAUCCCAUUUGCUAAGCCCUUGAAUUUUCGAUCUCAACUUCACCCGCGACUCCACCGAAAUUUUGGCAAUGUGAGUGAGAGAGAAAGAGAGAUGGCGAGCUUAACCAGUAAACCCAGAAAUCUUGGCGUGUACAGCCACUUCCCGACUCCGUGCAUUCGCACACACCAGAUCAGUGCUCUCUUCCUUGUAGUCGUUACCUUCUUCUUCACAAGGCUUUUUGAUCAGUCAUUCUCGACCUGCAACUCCCUCACAUCAUCGGUUGAUAUCCGCGAUAAUUCAGUUGUUGGAACAGCGGGUAGCAGCGGAACUUUCCGGUGGCCGGAGCGAGGCUACGGGUCCCACCUGUCCCUGAAGAUCUAUGUAUAUACCGAGAACGAGAUUGACGGUCUAAAAGAGCUGAUGUAUGGUAGAGAUGGAAGCAUCAAGACCACCUCUUGUCUGAAAGGCCAAUGGGGCUCUCAGGUUAAAAUACACAAAUUGCUUCUGGAGUCAAGGUUUAGGACAAGGAGGAAAGAGGAAGCGGAUCUGUUUUUUGUGCCGGCUUAUGUCAAAUGUGUAAGAAUGAUGGGUGGUCUUAACGAUAAGGAAAUCAAUCGUACCUACGUGGAGGUCUUGAAACAAAUGCCAUAUUUCCGCAGGUCUGGAGGUCGGGAUCAUGUAUUUGUAUUUCCUAGCGGUGCUGGAGCUCACUUGUUUAGAUCCUGGUCAACGUUCAUCAACCGCUCCAUCAUUCUGACUCCCGAGGGUGACAGGACUGACAAGAAAGACACAAGUGCUUUCGAUACAUGGAAAGAUAUAAUAAUUCCGGGGAAUGUUGAUGAUGGAAUGACUAGAAAUGGGCCACCCGCCGUUCGGCCUUUGCCUCUAUCAAAGAGGAAAUAUCUGGCUAACUACUUGGGUCGUGCCCAAGGAAAAGCUGGUCGGAUUAAGUUGAUAGAGCUUUCGAAGCAGUAUCCAGAUAAGUUGGAAUGUCCAGACUUGAAGUUCAGUGGGAAUGAAAAGCUCGGGAGGUCGGAAUAUUUUGAACAUCUGAGGAAUGCAAAGUUCUGCCUCGCUCCCCGCGGAGAAUCAUCUUGGACUCUCCGCUUUUACGAGUCUUUCUUUGUGGAGUGUGUUCCAGUGAUCUUGUCUGAUAAAGUGGAGCUGCCUUUCCAGAACGUGAUCGAUUACUCCCGGGUAUCCAUCAAAUGGCCGUCGACUCGGAUUAGCACUGAGCUUCUCGAUUACCUGGCUUCGAUAUCGGACAAAGACAUAGAAGGAAUGAUAGAGCGUGGUCGGGAAAUAAGGUGUGUGUUCGUGUACGGUGGGGAAUCCGAGCAGUGCACGGCGGUUGACGGGAUCCUGUGGGAGCUGCAGCGGAAAAUCAGGCAUUUCCAGCAGUCGGCCGAGACCUUUUGGCUGCACGAUGGCAGCGUCGUCAACCGAGACCUCGUCGAGUUCAGUCGCUGGAGAUCUCCGAUGCCUCUUCCCUGACAAAUACUAUGAUGUUUAGUGAUUAUUUCUAUUUUUUUUUUCACUUUUAAAAACUCAAUGCAUCUUCUGUUAUAAUUACAUGUCGAUUGUGUAAAUAUACACAAAUCAGAGCAUCAGGACUUGCGGGUUUCUGUAGAAACCGAAUCAGUCCUCUUUA